Aspergillus thermomutatus is the source of this 846-nucleotide messenger RNA. RefSeq names its product RTA1 domain-containing protein. The transcript is spliced from 2 exons. The record is from RefSeq and is a predicted model, not a curated record. Lineage: Eukaryota; Fungi; Ascomycota; Eurotiomycetes; Eurotiales; Aspergillaceae. Bases 1 to 846 code for a protein of 281 amino acids. Gene Ontology annotation, cellular component: membrane.
AUGACCAAACUACAGCCUCUGAAGAGUGGCUAUUAUGUGUGGAAAUAUGUACCUUCUGUGGCAGCGGCUGUCAUCUUCAUUCUGCUGUUCCUCGCUAUAACUUCGGUCCAUUUCUGGAAGAGUUUUAGGACAAGGGUCCGAUUCACCCUUCCCUUCGCCAUAGGCGGCCUGUUUGAAUUCAUCGGAUACGCCGCGAGAGCUGCCGCUCAUGAUAAGACUGGCAAACUCAUGCCUUAUAUUAUCCAGAGCGUCUUCGUUUUGAUCGCACCGACCCUCUUUGCUGCGGCUGUGUAUAUGGUCCUUGGGCGCAUUAUUCGCAGCGUGAAGGGGGAGAAGUACUCGCCCAUCCGUGUGGAGCGCGUAACAAAGGUUUUUGUCACCUGUGACGUCCUCACGUUUCUCAUCCAGGGUGGUGGUGCUGGUAUGAUGGCGAUCAGCAACCUGUCCAGUACAGGGCAGAAGAUUGUGCUUGCUGGGCUGGUCUUGCAAAUCGUUGCAUUUGUACUCUUCAUCGCUACUGCGACGGCCUUCUACCGACGUAUAGAUCACUAUCCCACCCCAGCUGCCGUGAACGGUGAGAUUCCGUGGAAAAGGCAUCUGGGGAGUCUGUUCGCCAUUAGCAUGCUGAUUCUGGUUCGAUCUGUCUUCCGUGUUGUUGAAUAUGGUAUGGGGAAUGAUGGCUACCUACUGGGAUAUGAGUGGUGCCUGUACAUCUUCGAUGCGCUGCCAAUGUUCAUCGCCAUGGUUUGCUUUGCAAUUUGGUAUCCCGCUGACCUACAGCCAUUUUUGGUCGGCUCGGACACAGAGAUGGUGGGAAUCACGGAACCACAGUCGCCACGGGCCUGA